Messenger RNA from Penicillium malachiteum, 657 nucleotides. RefSeq lists its product as uncharacterized. Bases 1 to 657 code for a protein of 218 amino acids. NCBI's taxonomy places the organism in Eukaryota, Fungi, Ascomycota, Eurotiomycetes, Eurotiales, Aspergillaceae. The record is from RefSeq and is a predicted model, not a curated record. The transcript is spliced from 2 exons.
AUGGUUCUUGGAGUGGUUAUGAUGGCGGCAAUGCUGCCAACCAUAAUGGGACUCAAUGAAGCAACUCAGGGGAGUCGCGAGCAAGAAGAAGGCCGACGCAACGACGCACGAAAGCAACGUGGCCAUUUAGUGGCCAUAUGUCCCAUUACACAGGGAACACCAAAAAUGCGUCAACAAGUUCACAAUGCCCAAGUCCAGGUGGGUCUAGACGGGAAAUUUUACAUCACCAAGCAUCCGACCGCAUCAAUGGUUCCAUUCAACGGUAGCUACUAUACGCAUCCCGACUUUCCCCCGAACAAUACAUCUGGCUUGGUCACUAUCAGUGGAGAAAAAUCUCCGACUCUUCGAUGGGUAUUUCGGGACGCUAAGACGCAGGAGAUGCGUUGGGGCGGCCGUCCUGAUUCUGAAGGUCACAUAUGUGGGCCCUUUGACUGGACUAGCGAUGAGCUAUAUUUGACAAUGGAGGAUUGGGAAGGCUGGUUGGCGGUGCGGCUCCCGGAGGACGAGGCGCAGGACCGGGCUAAUGCGGAGAUGGCGAUAUUCGAGGGGCGCGAGACCUGGCGGUUAUACUUCGAUGGGAAUGACGAUGGUGCCAGUUUACCGCCGGGGGCUAAGGGACUGGAGAUACAAUUGAAACGAACGACUGCGGACGCUUGA